UCCAAGGCUGAGAGGCCUAAUCUCUCUGACCACUUCCUUAUAGCUCACACUUGUUUCUUCACUUUCCUCAGCUACGCUAUACUCCCCCUCUCCUUUUCUACCUUUCCAUCUCCAGACCUCUCCCCUCCUCUCUCUGUCAUGUCCAUGAGGAACCCACCUCAGCGCCGGCGCUCUCUGGGUCCCGUCUCACCCAAACGCAUCUACCGGAACCUGUCGGUCAGACUGAAGGGAGGAGAGGCUGUCGCUGCCGAGGUGGAUGCACCCAAACGCGCCUGUAAGCCAGCCGAAGCGUACAAGAAUCUGUGGGAGGCAGUGGAAAAUGAGGACACUUUGUCGGUACAGAGUCUUUUGUCCAAAGACCAUGCCAGCUGUGGAGGUGGAGGAGGCUUGUGGGAGAGAGAUAAAGAGAGGGGGGUGAACUGGGUGAGUGAACAGGGUCUAGUUCCAUUGGAUGUGGCUGCCCUCACCCAUAACGCCCCUCUGCUUCAUGUGCUGAUCAGAGCAGGAGCUAGACACAACCCCGUUUUGUGCCGGCCUGCCGAGUGGGCGCUCAAGCUGGACGCCCUGGUGGCGCUGGCUAGCAGACGAGUAGAAGAGUGGAAGGUGGAGUUGGCCAGGAAAGCAGGAGCUGGACCCCAAUCACAGGCUGAUGUCCAGAGACAGAUCCACCUCUGGAGACUCCGGCUGCAGCUGUACUGCCGGAUGAGAGAGAAUUUCCAGAACACAGAGCUCCCAGGGACUCCCAGUCAUGUGUCCUUACUGGUAACCAGCACAUCAUCCCUAUGGGUAAUGAUCAAAGAGCCAGAGGAAAAUGGCACAGGGCUCAUCACCCGCUACAGAGUGGAAUGGAGCACGUUCGCCAACUUUAAACACGUUCUCGGUUCAGCAGAAGUCACAGAGACUAAGAACCCCUCGUUUAUUAUCAAAGGCCUGACAACAGGAGAGCAGUACUUUGUAAGAGUAAGUGCCUACAAUGUGAAAGGAUGGGGCCCGGCUCGGUUCUCCUCCCCAGUCAGUGCUGCUCCCUCUAGUUGGACAGAGUGUCCCGGUGUAAAGAUGCAGACCAGGAACCAUGAGGGUCUUGUAAGGAAACUGCUGGAAGAUGCCAGAGAGUUGCAGUACAGAGGAUGUAACAUCGAGAGUUUCAAGCCGCAGAGUCCUGGUAAGCGUCUGUCGGUGUCUCGAGGCAUCAAACAGCUCUUCCGGUCCACCACCAAGUUUGUUCGUCGUCUACAAAGGGGGGUAUACCUGGCAACCGUGUUCUACCACAAGGACAACAUCCUGGUGACAGCUGAAGAUCAGAUCCCACUGGUGGAGAUCCAGUGCUGCUCCACCUCCAUCACACAGGACUUCCUGUGGUUUGCUAAGCUGUCCUGUGCAUGGCAGCAGGUUCCCUGGCUCCAGCAGGCCCUAUCCUCGGCCCACUCCUCUCCCUCCUCCCUCCUUCAGAACAGGCACAACAUCCUACGAGCUAUUUCCCAGCUACAGUCUUCUCUGGGAACAAUGGACCUGGGGCAGGUUUACUUUGAGCCCCUAAAGGAUCGGCAGGGCAACGUUUUACUGGUGACUCUGAAGGAAUUCCCAAAUGCUCCCAGCCCUCCUGAUCCCCCAUUCCACUGGAUUCCUCUGGUUCGGCUGGAAAAGAACCGCAGCAGAACCCCGCUGCUGCCCGAGCCCACCGCCAUGGACACGCUCUACGACCAGCUGGAGGACAAGCUGUCCUUUCACAGACACAGCAAUCAGUGGGUGCAGCCGGGUCUGUACGUGGGCAUCCUGAAACUGUGCAGCUCAGUCGAACAGAUCAGGGUCCUGGUCCCUCAGAGACUUCCCAACCUGCUCUGCCACGCACGGGUCCGACCCAGCGCCCACGUGACCAGAGAGGAGUGGGCCUGGCUCCAGAGUCACGUUUACAGCAGCGAGGGCGGCAGCCCGAUGGAGAGCAGUGGUCUGGCAGAAUUCAUCAGAUCGCUGCGAGUGGCCAUCACACACCUCCUGACAAAGCUCAACAUCCCCCUCUACAGGGCGUACCAGUAUGGUGUGUACACACGAGAGCUGCUGCAGUUUGGUGAGAAGAUGUCCAUGCUGCUGCUUCUACCUCCCAGUGAGGACUUCAGCUCCAGUUACUGGCCUCUAGUGGGGGCAGAGGAGCAAGGCCUCACCAUGCCCCUGCAGAUCUUUGAACUUGGUCAUUUUUGGACGUAUGAUCGAGACUUCCUCUGCCAGUACUGCCAGGCCUGGGUUAGACUGGAGCUGGACUCUCAUCUGGCUCAGCAGGCUCUGCGCGAGGCGCUCGACACCAAAGAGGUGCAGGAAGCCCGAGAACGGCUCAGCAACAUCACCGACCUUUUUCGGCGCCUGGAUGUGGUGUGGCGGAACAGCCGCUGGAUUAUGGACUGUCUACAAUGCGUUCGGUCCAAGCAGUGGGCGGGGGCUGCACCUCUAGGCCUGGUGAUGGGAGGAGAGCCACCGCCGUGUCCUGAUGGUGAUGAAGAGGAGAAGAGGCUCACUGCCAGACGGAACUGGCCCCGUCAGAUUCAAACACAGAGCUCUGUGGCAGCGAGUUCAGUCAGCAGGACUUUACCUCCUAUUGCUGUGGGCUCAGCUACACAAGGAGUCACGGUCGUCUCCCAGGAGGGUCCGACAGUCCUAACGGAAGGUGUGGUGAAGGGAGGAUACCCCGUUGAUAUCAGCUCCCAGUGCACAGCAGACCUGACCGGCCUUGUUCAGUCAGACUCUAUGAGUGCUUUACUCGACUCUGGACUGGGACCUGCUGUGGUCUCACAGCUAGAAGCUGGGUUUUCUGUCUUGGACACACACGAGUCCUGCAGAGGACAGGACUUCACCCCCAGCACCACAGAGGUCCUCCGGCUGAUGGAAAUCACCGAGCUGGAGGGCAUCUUGCCUAUGUUGAGUCUCACUGAGGAGGAUAUUGCCACCUGCCCAUCCUCACCAUCUGUGAUGGACAUGCCGGAGAACUUUGGACAGGGAGAUGGUGAGAAAAGCAGCUCCUUUGACUUUGGGAGCUCAGAUUUGAUGAAAGGAGGGGAGAUGCUGUCACAAACGGUGGGAUCUGAGGCACCAGAGGUUUCGACUUCUAAUAAUUCUGCAGCUGUUGAGACACCUGCCGUCUGCUGGGACUUCACUCAAGACGAGGAGGAGACACAGGCGUCUCCAAGCAGAGGAGCGGGUCUCCCAGUGAGAAGCCUGGUGGAGUGGGACAGACCGUCUCACUCCUGACAUCAGACAAAACAAUCCGUCAACAUCAUGGACAGCAUUUGACUUACAUCUAAUAAACUAUUGCACAUAAUUCCACGAUGACUGUAGAAAAUGAAAGUAAAUCAACUGUUUUUGAGGCCUUUAGUUUAUAUUAAUGCUUAGUUCACUAAACGUAUAAAAUCUAGUUGAUAAUAAGCUACAGUAGUUGUGACGACGUGAUCGUUGAUUGCAUGAAGCCACACUGCUGCUCAUCUGAGCUGUAAAUAAAACCUUAAGUUCACUUAAAAAGGAGAAAAGUAAUCUGUUAUAAAUGUUAAUAACAGGGUUCAGACUGUUUUGGUGCUUUUAAUAAUCCAACUCCACAUUACUCAGGCUUCUAUUAAGAUGAAGCCAAAAUAUUAAAAGUGUUUUUUUCUAAUGCAGAAACAAACUUUGCUGAGCUGCAGAAAAUAAAAUGUCUGUGGAAAUAUUUUAGCAGCGAGUAAAAGAUUCUGGUCAUUUGUUUAUUUUUUCUUUUCUUUCCUGAUUUAAGGAAACAAGCUUAAGAUUGUUGGUUUGUAUUUUUUUUAACUGUUUUGCUGCCAGAGUAUAAUAAACAUGAAAGAAAGCUAGU
This is a messenger RNA of Nothobranchius furzeri (turquoise killifish), 3829 nucleotides long. Its product is annotated as ankyrin repeat and fibronectin type-III domain-containing protein 1. Lineage: Eukaryota; Metazoa; Chordata; Actinopteri; Cyprinodontiformes; Nothobranchiidae. Gene Ontology annotation, molecular function: protein binding. Gene Ontology annotation, cellular component: spindle. Gene Ontology annotation, biological process: establishment of mitotic spindle orientation; regulation of establishment of bipolar cell polarity. The record is from RefSeq and is a predicted model, not a curated record.